AAGGACGGGGAAGCAACCCAAAGCCGCAGCCGCAGCGGCGGCAGCCUUCUCAUCAGCUGUCUUCGGUUGUGCCGCCGUCCAUGUGUGACCCCCGAGAGCGACGGAGCCGAGCCGCCGGCGCCAAUGGCCGUCGCCGCUGGCACCAACGGUCCAAACCGGGCUUGAUACCCCUGGCUGAUAUUUUCCCAAAGGAUAAUUCACUCCUAUCUGGCAUCAACAGGCUGCAUCAGACAAUGCCAGAGGAAAUAUCUCCAGAUUCUAAGUGCCCGAUCUGCCUGGACCUGUUUGAAAAUGUGGCCUACUUGGAUCGCUGCUGGCACAGGUUCUGCUACCGGUGUGUGUUGGAGUGGUCCAAAAACAAAGCAGAAUGCCCACUUUGUAAACAGCCCUUUCAUUCCAUCGUGCACAGCAUGAGAUCUGCAGAUGACUACAAGGUGCAUUCUGUGAGGCCUUCAGAAAUAGAAUCUUUUGCUAAUCCUAAUGGGAGGCGAUUCCGUUACCGAACUACGUUAACAGGAGAACAUCCUGCAAGUGUUAAUUCCCAGAGGUCUUCCUCUUCUCGAAGGACAAUGGCUUCCCCAAAUUGUGGGAUCUUGUUUGAAGGGUUAUCAACUCAGACAACAAGGCAGAGAGAUGCAGAAAUGCAUCAGAUGAUCAGACGGCUUGCAUCAAGGCGACAAGCUAGUUUGGAAGGUAGAUUUAUGCGGCACAUUCAAGAGCAAGAGAUGAUUAGCUUUCGAAAAGCUCUGUAUCGUUCUGGCACACGUGUGAGAAGCAUUGAAGAUGGAGGGCGUUAUAGGGACAUAUCGGCUGAAUUUUUCCGCCGGAAUCCUGCCUGCCUCCAUAGGCUGGUACCAUGGCUAAAACGUGAACUCACGGUCCUGUUUGGAAUUCAUGGAUCACUCAUUAAUAUAGUUCGGCAUGUAAUAAUGAACAAUUUGAUUAAGUUUGACCUGGAAAGCCAGGCAUUUGCCAACGAACUACAGCCUUUCUUACUGCAAAGCACAGAGCAUUUCUUACACGAAUUUAUAAAUUUUGCCAGAUGUCCAUUUAAUAUUGAAGCGUAUGAUGAGCAUGCAAAUUAUGAUUGCCCAGCUCCAUCACGAGAAGAAGGAAGUGCAUCUGAAUCUUCAAUUAUUACAAUAUCACCCGAUGAAACAGAAACCCAGGCACCCGAUUGCAAUGCUUUCAGAACUGACACAGGCCAGGCACCCUGGGAUGACGAAACCCCAGGCCCCUCCUAUUCUAACCCAGAGCAAGUGCAUGUGUCUCCAACUGCAUUAAACACUUCGGAAAGCUCUGAUGAAGAGCCUGCUGGAAAUGGAACAGGGUUGCAGAUGCCAAAACAAGCAAAUAUAGAGGUGAAUGGUGACAGUUGUGAUUCAUCGGACAAUUGUGUAAUUGUGGACUACGUUAAACCAUUAGCUGAGAGAACCCCCGAGCUUGUUCAGCUAUCCUCAGACUCUGAACUUUCAGCUGAUGAUGAGAAAAAGGAAGAUACAGAUAAAGUGCAGCCUAUCCAGUUCUGUAGCUUUAGCCCGACAGAUGUUAGUAGAUCUGCUUCGCCAUCUUCUGCUGGAUCCAGAGAUGGCAUUGCUAAUAAGAUUAAUGAGUAUCUCUCCAAUGAAAAAAGAAAACCGAAGAGGGGCGAAAAAGAUGAGACUAAAUUCAGAGGAGCAUCUUUGUUGCAAAGCUUUUCUUCAAAGGAAGCCUGUCAUGGAUACAGUUCAUCAAAAAGAAGGAAACCUGAAUCGCAUGUGCAGCAUUCUGACAGAGAGCAUCACAGUUCAAAAAGGAAGAGGAAGCAUCGCAGUAGGGAAAAAAGAAAAAAGAAAAGAGAUGGCAGUAGACAUAAGCACAAAAAGAAUAAAAGGAGAUCAACUCGAGAAAAGAGUACUUCCCGAUCUCUUUCUCUAAGUAGUGAAAGCACUGAAUUGAGAGAUUUAAGGUGGUCACGAUCUCAAAGCAGAGACUAUAGUGGAACUUCCAGGAUUAAAGACACAGAUUAUUAUUUGAGAGACGAUUACUCCAAAAGCAAAAAAAGGAGUGAAUAUGCUUUAUACAAUCCAAACGCAGUCAGAAGUUAUGAACAACACAGAUCAAGAAACCGGUCAAAAAGUCGAUUUAGCAGCCGAUCUAGCAGCAGAUCAAGAAGCCCAUCUAGCAGCAGAUCGAGAACUUCCAGGCAUCCGGAUAGAGGACGUUCGGAAAAGCCGGGUGGGAAAAGGAAAUACAAAACCCGUCACUUGGAGAGCAGCCAGAGAGGUAGCGAGGAAGCCUCUUCGGUAAGAGAAAGCAGUGCUCUAAAGAAAUCCUUACCGAAGGAUCCAACCAUUUGUGCAAAAGUCACCAGCGUUGUAGACAGACAACCUCAAACAGAGACUCAGCACAAAAAGAAGAAGAAGCGGUCAAGAAGCCCAAGUGUGGAAAUCAUUUAUGAAGGGGUGUGUACAUCAAAGUAUGACAAAAAGAAACCAAAAAGAAUUAAGUCUACCAAUCUGACUAAUUCCUCUGCAUUGCCUUCUGUUGUGAUUACAAUUGACAGUGAUAGCGAUAGAGAGAAUGGCAUUACAGAAUCUAAAAUUUUCAACCAGUUGCCAACUAAGAGAUCAUCUUUGUUUCUACGUCUGGCACAAAUGAUAAAUGGCAAUUCACACUGCCAGCUACAGUCACCAGAGCAAGAUGUGUAAUUUUUUUAAAACUUUUUUUUUAAAAAAAAAUAGAUUUCCCCCCCUCUUACAUAGGUUAAGCCUUAGAUG
Messenger RNA from Thamnophis sirtalis, 2759 nucleotides. RefSeq names its product TOP1 binding arginine/serine rich protein, E3 ubiquitin ligase (gene TOPORS). Gene Ontology annotation, molecular function: ubiquitin protein ligase activity. The record is from RefSeq and is a predicted model, not a curated record. NCBI's taxonomy places the organism in Eukaryota, Metazoa, Chordata, Lepidosauria, Squamata, Natricidae. Gene Ontology annotation, biological process: protein monoubiquitination; protein polyubiquitination.